GUAUUAGAGAGAGAGCUGCAGUCUGAAGGAAUUUAACGAUCGAAGAUUUAAGCACAGAGCCUAUUAUUGUUUUCAUUUGAGCGGAGAGAGCGACUGAGGGGAUCAACACAGGACAUUAAUGUUGGGUGUCAUGUGUCCUAUCUAGCAGGGCGGUGAAGUUCACAUCCAAAGGAGAAUAAUCGGCCUAGUUGUUAACCUAAAGCCCAAGCAAGCAGAUAGUUAACAGUCCUCACUUCUUCACAAUAAGCUGUGAGGGAGGAGGGAGAAACGGGAUCAAGCUUACAGUAUGUUCUCAUGUGCAAAGUUACAGAGUCUAGAGGGAUGACGUGUGUGAAAGAAGCUCUAUCUAAUCACUCCCCCGUGAGGAAGAAGAGAGCAAAGAGGGGCUGAAGUGAAGCCAAAGGAAAGGGGAAGGGCCUGACAUCAACAAGCCAAAACAGCUGCCCCCUUCUCCCCCAUGGAGAGAGAGCAAGAGGAGCCUGAUGGAGCGAGAGAGAGGGGAAGACUGGAGGGUCUGUGAGUGCGAGAGAGCAGCGUGCGAGACAUUUGAGGGCCUGUAAAGGCGAAGUAAAGGAGGUAUUGGCAAGUGGAAAGGGGGGAGGCAAGAGAGAGAGGUGGUGAGUGUGUGCUUGCAUGCUUUCAGGGUGAGGAUUGCCAGGGAGCAAGGGACAGGGAAGAGUGGAAGGAGAGAGAGUGGAGGCUCUGUGCUUGGUGACACUUCUAGGAGGGGAGAAAGAGGGGUUGUAAGAGGAGAGGGGAAAAGAGGGGGGAUAAAAGUCAUCUGGGGUGGAUUUCAAGGCAGGACAAGCUGUCAGAGAGAAGGGCAGAGGUGUGAGGAGUCACUGGGGAAGAGGGAGCAUGUUGGAGAGGAAGACGUGAGCUGUCGCAGAAGUAUAAGGAGGCCCUUCAAAACAUGAAGCACUGAGAGGAGGAAAACAAGAAGGCACCAUCUGGAGUAAAGCGCUUGUCCGGAAGGAGCGGAUAUUAAACACACGAGGCAAAACAAGUGUCGGCUCCAAGUAUGGGGUGCAUUCACAGUACGAGCACUGGCAGGAUGGAGAAACACGGACCCGAUGCGGACACAGGAGGGAUCCCCAUAAAGGCAAACCCUGAGCUACAUUCGGAAAUCCUUCAACUUGCUGAGCUCGCCAAAUCAGGGAGCCACGCCUUCACAGAGAAGAGCUUCAAGAGGAAACGUGUAUGUGAUGUGUGCAAGCAGAACAUCGACAGCGCCGGGACUUUCUGCAAGGAGUGCAAGGUUGCAGUUCACGCCACAUGUGAGGCCAAGGUGACUCCCUGUACCUCAGCAACAGCCCUGCACAGCUCCACUAAACCUACACCGCAGAAGAAGAGAGGCUCCAUACCAAGGAGCAAAAGUGUGGAACAAGUGAUGGAGCAUGUGAUGGAGCGCCACUAUGACUUUGACCUCACUUACAUCACAGAGAGGAUCAUCUCUGUCUUCUUCAUGCCAGACCUGGAGGAGCAGCGGUACCGCAGAAACCUGCAGGAAGUGGCCUCCAUGCUUAAAUCCAAGCACCAGGACAAGUUCUUGCUUCUAAAUUUAUCGGAGAAGAGACACGAUAUCACCAGACUUAACCCAAAGGUGCAGGACUAUGGCUGGCCUGAUCUUCACGCCCCACCCCUGGACAGGAUUUGCACUGUUUGUAAAGCUAUGGAGACCUGGCUGACCUCUGACCCUCACAAUGUGGUGGUUCUCCACUGCAAGGGAAACAAAGGGAAGACGGGGGUCAUCGUGGCAGCCUACAUGCACUACAGCAAGAUAUCAGCUGGAGCGGACCAGGCGCUCACCACACUAGCAAUGAGAAAGUUUUGUGAAGACAAAGUCUCCUCUUCCCUCCAACCCUCACAGAACAGGUACAUCUUCUACUUUGGUGGUUUGCUGUCUGGCACCAUCAAAAUGAACAGCAGUCCUCUGUUCCUCCACCAGGUCCUCAUUCCAUCACUGCCAAACUUCCAAGCGGGAGGCGGUUUCUACCCUUUUCUGAAAAUCUACCAGUCUCUGCAGCUGGUUUACACUUCAGGUGUCUAUGAUCCCCAGAGCUCCAGGGCGAGGAAGCUGUGUGUGACUAUGGAGCCAGCACUUUUAUUAAAGGGGGAUAUUAUGGUGAAGUGCUACCACCGACGAAGUCGAACUGCAGAGAGGGAGGUGGUGUUCAGGGUCCAGUUUCACACCUGCACUGUUCAUGGAGCCCAGCUGUGGUUUGGAAAGACUGAACUGGACUUGGCCGGCACAGAUGACAGGUUCCCUCCAGAUGCUACAGUUGAGUUUAUCUUCUCCAACGGGCCUGAAAAAAUGAAAGGUCGAGAAUACCGCAAGAAUGACGCCUCCGUCAAAGUGGACUUCAACACGGCAGACCCUGUGGUCAGGUGGGAUUCUUAUGAGAAUUUCAACCUGCAUCACCAAGACAGCAUGGAAAAUAUCUCUCAUACAAGAGGCCCUCUGGACGGCAGUCUGUACGCCCAGGUGAGGAAGCGUCGUGGGCCAGGCUCCACUGCCUCAGCAGCAUCGCCCAACGGAUGCCUCACUAGCAGCCCAACAGUCAAGUCUCAAACUCCCAGCCAGUCCCAGCCUCUCACCUACACCUCUGACUCAGUCCCCUCUGAUCCCCUGGAAGACGCCUCUAGAUCUUUAAACUGCCCAGAAAGAGAAAAGGUUGACUGCUCAUCGAAGAGAGGAGAUGGAGAAGAUGGAACAAAGGAGAAAACAAGAGGGAAGGAAAGGGAUAGAGAGACUGCAAUAUUAGAUGAUGGGGACCCAUCAAGUCCUGGGGGUUUGAGGCGAGAGCGCUCGUGUUGUGGUCGAGAAGGUACAAAGUGCAGCGAUGUGGGAUGGGAGAGGGAACGAGAGCCCAGCCUUUCUAACACUCAUUGUCUUGGCCGUUGUGGCAGCAUUAAAAACCACCCAAAAAGCCAAACUCUGCCAGCUUUACCAACAAAAUCUGUGUCCCCCCCUCCUCAUUCAAAUCACAUAGAACUCUGCCAUCGACACAGCAGUCACCCUUUACCAGAGUUACCGUGGGAACGUCCACCUCCACCCCCACCCAUGCCCUGUCUCCUCAGGCCUUGUUACCCAUAUUCAAGUCCUGAACGCACCCACGCACACAGCCUCACUCUCCCAGCCUCAAACAGACUUUGCACAGGGGAAGAGUGUCACCUCUUCCCUUGUUCCAGCCAUGGUCCAGCCUCUCAUCUCUCCCAUCAGUCACUGCCCUCUAGCCCUUACAGAGAAAUGUUCUUCAGCUCCCCAACACCUUCCUCCAGCUGCCCCUGUCGGGACUGCUCCAGUAGGAGAGAGCACCAAUCAGCCUCAGUUAGAACAUUCCACCCAGUGUACCCAGACCAAUCAGAAAACACACACUGGUCCCAAGGAGCAGGGCUACAAAGAGCAAGGGAGGCACCUCCACUAUGGGAAAGUGAAAAUCAAUGGCAGGUGGCAAGAGAGGCAGAAAUCUGGCACUGUAAAUCAGCCAUGCCGGGAUUUCAUGUCUGCCACUCUACACUGAAUCAAGGUCCAAACCCAGAGCAUCCUAGAUAUGCCAUCGGAGCUCACCAGGGCUACCCCAGCCCCCAGUCUCUGAUGGAUUUGAGAGAUGGAGCCAGCAGUGGUUACCACACUCCUCCACAGCCACGCCACUCCUGUCCCUGUGCUCCUUAUCAGUCAUCCCCAGCUGAGAGCCAUGAGAGCCGAGGUUAUGCCUCAGGGUACCACUCUGGAUCUGCCUCGCCUCUGCCCAAUAGUACCCCCUCCCCUGGGAGAGGCAAGCUGCCUGAGAGCCCCUCUGGAGCUAGAGACCAGCAGCACACUGAGCAUCACAAAGUGGCAAAGACCAUGGCUGAUCGGGAAGAUGACAUGUCCCAGGGUUCAGACGGUAAAUCGGAUUCUAAUGGCCAGUCAAGUACCCCUGGACUGGACUCUGAUCACGACUACACAAUCAUUGGUAGCAGCAGUCCAACACACACAGAAGACAGUAUAACUACUGACCUCCAUCCUCAAAGCCAAGAAACCUUUACACAUCUGGAGUCCAACUCAAAUAAUGGCCACACUAUCACACCAGUACCAAAGGAAACUCAAACCCAAAGUUCCAACAUAUCCACAAACUCCUCACAGCCAUCAAGUGAGAGUUUCAGCUCUGAUGGUAAGCUUGCGGCAGCUAAGAUCACAGGAAGUGGAGAGGGAUCUAACCAAUUACAGAAAUCAAGCUAUGCCACUGUCUUCAUCACACCAGUCCAAGUGCAACUGAAUGGCUCUGCCCUUCCUAGCAAUACCCCAUCUGACAGCAGCAGAGGUGCAUCCGUGAACCCUUCUGCCAGCCUCAGUUCUAGCCCUUCCACCACUUCCCCAAAUUCUCCUAUUGGCUCCCCCGACCUCCAGCCUUCUCCCCAGCAAACCACAUCGGUUACUGAUACAGCAGGGCAAAGGUUGACUCCAGACAGAGACAGCUCAGCAGACACCAAACCGCCAUCCCCUGUGCCAGACGGAUAUCACACACCAACCUUCCCUUUAGCAUCCUAUUAUUACCCAUUACUAAAUGUCCCUCAUGUACCAUACAGUGGGUACACUGCAGUCACCAUCCCCGCCAUCCAGCCACCGCUGCCCGAGAAGAAACGACUUUCAAGCACACCAGGAUCCCUGAACGGACACAACUCUUUACUCCGGGCCUCCUCAGCUCCUUCCCCUACACAUCAUGUUACUUUCUCCCCUUCUGUGGGAGAGCAGCGGCGGGGGUCAGCGCAGCACAGCUGUAGGGAGGAGGCAGACAUCAAGGUCAAUGCUAAGUUUGUCCAGGACAGCUCCAAGUACUGGUACAAACCUGGUAUCUCCAGAGAUCAAGCCAUAGCUGUUCUGAAGGACAAGGAACCCGGAACUUUCCUCAUCAGAGACAGUAACUCCUUCCAAGGAGCCUAUGGUUUGGCCCUCAAGGUGGCUACCCCACCUCCUAAUGCCAACAUAAUUGGCAGCAAAGGGGAUCCUCUGGAACAGCUGGUGAGACACUUCCUGAUCGAGACAGGGCCACGGGGAGUGAAGAUCAAGGGCUGUCAGAACGAGUCCUACUUCGGAAGUUUAUCUGCCCUGGUGUACCAGCAUUCAAUUACUCCCAUCUCUCUGCCAUGUGCCCUUCGCAUCCCAGAAAAAGACCUGGUUGGGGAGCUGCAGGAGAUGCAGAGCGCAACAAACACCAGCACAGCAGCAGACCUUCUCAGACAAGGAGCAGCUUGCAACGUGCUCUACCUGAAUUCUGUGGAAACCGAAUCUUUGACGGGGCCUGAGGCUGUUUCCAAGGCAACCAAAUGUACUUUGGCUCUGAGUCCACGUCCAGCAGCGACGGUGGUCCACUUCAAAGUGUCUGCUCAGGGCAUCACUCUAACCGACAGCAAAAGAAGGUUAUUUUUCAGGAGACACUACCCAAUCAGCAGUGUGACUUUCAGCAGUCUGGACCCCCAAGACCAGAGGUGGACUAAUUCUGAUAGCACGUCAAGCAAGAUGUUUGGCUUUGUGGCGAGGCGGACGGGGAGCGCGACAGAGAACGUGUGUCAUCUGUUUGCAGAGAUGGAUCCCGAGCAGCCAGCUGUGGCCAUUGUCAACUUUAUCAACAAAGUGAUGCUCGGACCUCAGCUGCACAGAUAGGAGAGCAGGAAAAUUAGACGACUCUGGACUGCUGGGGAUGAUGUUAAUAUGAUUCUGACAUAUUUUUUUAAUGACAUGUAUGUGUAACUUGCAUUGCAUUUGUAUAGGUGACAACACUGUGCUUGGCUUUGUUUUCAUAAAAUGCUCCAGUUUUGUUAGAUCAGCACUCUGUAGGGAAAAGGGUUUUGCAGAACAAACAGAGAGGAAUAGUUCAAUAAGCCAAAGACUGACCUAACUUUGGUAAUCUUUGCCAAACGAGAUUGAAAUAAGAGUUUGGGGUUUUGGUUUGUUUGGUUUUUUUUCUUUGCUGUUGAUAGUUAUUUUUAAUUGUCAUCCAGUUUCAAAUAAUUAAUGUAAUAGCCUUUUAACAAACUUCACAAGCUGCAUGAAAGACAGUCCAUUUACCACAAUGUUAUUUGUGACAAAGUUUCUCUACAUCAACGAUUAAAGUGAAAGGAAAAAUGGUUAAGGUCUUUAAGGUCUGUAGUAGAGUGUAAGAGUCAUGUUUUAAAGUGGUGCACAACUGCAGUUUCGGUUUAUGUGAAUUGUGAGAAAGUUAAUGAAAGUAGUAAUGAUGGAGUAAUGAGAGAAAGAGGUCGUAUUUUGAUAACAUAGAGGAACACUUUAACUCAGUGUAUAGUAUACUGUAUAUAAAUUGUAUUUUUGUUGUUGACAGACAAGUUAACAAAAUGAAUCUACAAACUGUAGAUACUAAUUAUAUAAGCAAGUAAAAGGGAAGUCAGCCUUAAAACAGAAUUAACAAAUUUAAGAUAACUGGCAGAAUAUGAACAAUUACAGCUUUUCCACAGCUACAAAUAAUAAAAAGCCUUGCUUUGUGAAGUUAAAAUGUUAUGGGCUCAAAGGACAAUCUCAUAUGAGAAGAUGCACAAUGCUUGCAAUGUUGUUCAUGUCAUCAUUAAAAUGAGUCAGUGCAGAAAAAUAUCUCCAUAUCACAGACUAGUGUUAGCCCUCUUUAUUUCUCUUUUUAACUAACCAAUAUAUCCAAGACAACACAUAAUGAGUGAACUGUGUUGUAGAGGGGAGUUUCACUUUAAACCAAAGACUUUACUUUGUAUAAAGAUAUUCUGAAUGCUUGUUAUUUUUAUCAACGCAUUUGUUUUGUUUGGGUUUUUUUUUUUCUAUAGACAAAUACAGUAUUUAGAUGACUUAAGCACAAUCACUAUUUUUCAUAAUGGAUUUUUAUGUAAAAGAAGUAAUAUAUUUUAGUCCUCUGAGGUGGUGAGAAGAAUGACGUGUCAUAUUAGACACAGAAUUUAAGUAAUAAAAUCAAGUCAAAUUCA
Scatophagus argus is the source of this 6948-nucleotide messenger RNA. Its product is annotated as tensin-2-like. The record is from RefSeq and is a predicted model, not a curated record. Bases 1022 to 5647 code for a protein of 1541 amino acids. Gene Ontology annotation, biological process: peptidyl-tyrosine dephosphorylation. Gene Ontology annotation, molecular function: protein tyrosine phosphatase activity; protein binding. NCBI's taxonomy places the organism in Eukaryota, Metazoa, Chordata, Actinopteri, Scatophagidae. The transcript has 27 exons.